AUGACCGACAAAGGUGCCCACCCCGGCGUGAAGAGUCUCCUCGCGAGGUUCGAAAAUAGCCAGCCAAGUGCCGCGUCUCCUCCUCCUCGCGACAGAUCUCCCGCCAGCUCUGAUAGUCUAUCGAAGGUACGCGCAAGCUUUGUCGCUGUUGAUGGGGGGUCUCAGGGGGGUCCCGCUCUGGGUUUACGCCGCAUAAGCCCGCAUAGCGACAGCCUCCCUUCGCCAUCGAGAGCUAAAAGCUUUGAGUCGGAAGAUCUUGAUGGUAGCAUCAAGAGCAACGGAUCUUCCGCUCAACCGACCAAUGGGUUUGGUAGCCCGCAGCAAGUGAAUGCAACCGAGAAGCAGGACACUAUCCCCGCUGCCGUCGAGCCUAAAGGAAAAGAGAAGGCCGAUGAAGUAACUUCUGAAAACAAGGAAAACCAGCCGACACCCAAAUCCGGCACGGUUGUACCUGAAGCAUCAACAGCAAAGCCCGCGAAGACCGUUUCAAAGAAACCGUCAAACGUGAACGCCGGAAAGAUAGCUUCGACCAAUAAGCCUGCCUCUCAAGCGCCAAUUUCGAAGACCUCAGCCACAUCACGCACGGCAACCUCGGCCACCAAACCUGACACCGAAAAGACCGCGGCCACUAGGACAAUCCGCACAUCUAGGCCAUCUACAACUGCUGUUAGUGGAAAGAGCAACGAAGCGAAGGCACCUGUUCAUAAAACAAGCCGGACAUCGCUUGCCACAACAAAUAAGACGUCUACCAGGCCAACCCGUGCUUCGCCUCCCGCUCGUGAGGCUACGAAGCCGGCAGCUCGAAGUAGUGAUGUUCGAUCGUCAUCGGCAGCUAGACCAGCUCGUGUUGCAAACUCCACAGGUUCUUCCCAAACGUCAGCAGCGAAAUCCGGUGCUACUUCUACUCUAUCGCGCAAGCCGUCCAGCUUGAAGAGCACAACACGCCAACGUGCAAUUACCCCUACCGCAUCCAGUGUUCGUAAGCAAGCAGCAUCGCGUUCGCCCCCUGGGCAGUCACCGAAUGAUCGCCCACAUUCCCGUUCGAGUACAGCCUCUAAGCCCGUCGACGAGAGCUUUCUGGCAAGGAUGAUGCGCCCUACAGCCAGCUCCGCAAGCAAGACGCACGAGAAAGUGGAAAUCAAGAGUCCUCCUCGAUCCAAUGUCACCCGCUCCCCCAGGAAGGUAUCAUCAAAGUCGGACACUCGUUCACCCCCUGCAACGAAGCAGAAAGCUGUACCUAAGACGCCCUCCGAGCCCGAACAUCGCCCUGCCAGCGAAUCAGUCGAGACUCAACAGAAAGAACAAGACGCCAAGCCCGUGCAAGAGGCCGCGGAACAAGCUACUACAGAAAUUCCUGCCCAGGCUCCGGGCAAGUCUCCGGAACCUGUUAUUGAAACCAAGUCACACGAGGAGGCACCCGCUGAUGCACCAGUGGAGCCUUCUGUUGAGCCUUCUGUUGAGCCUGCUGCUGAGCCUGCUGCUGAACCUGCUACUGAGCAUCCUACUGAGCCUGCUGCUGAGCCUUCUGGCAGCAUAGCCAACAAGGAAUCAGAGGUGACUCCUGCCGCACAGCCAGAGCAGACAGCCGAAGAGGCAGCCUCCGAACCCACCGAGCCCACUAAACCUGAAAUCUCUCAGAAGGUCGAUGAGAAUGCUGAGCCCACAACAGUUCCUGCAUACCCAGAAACCGAGAUUCCUGAGAAGAAGGUUUUGGCUCCAGCUGCAGAGAUUGUGGAAAAGCCAACCGAGCCGGCAGACAUCAAUGGUGCUGACGCUCCUCGAACAGCAGAGCCAACUGAAUCCGAGGUACCUGCUGUUUCACAAGACAAGGAGCUCGCUGCCACCAACGAAGCCCCUCUUGAGCCAGAGACCAAAUCUGCCGAAGUUGAUAUUGAUCUCAGCAAAUUGACGCUAAACGACAAGGAUGCCUCGAACUAG
Molecule: messenger RNA, 1938 nt
Organism: Aspergillus puulaauensis
Lineage: Eukaryota; Fungi; Ascomycota; Eurotiomycetes; Eurotiales; Aspergillaceae
Exons: 1
Coding region: 1-1938 (645 amino acids)
Source: RefSeq, a predicted model, not a curated record